Molecule: messenger RNA, 2372 nt
Organism: Triticum dicoccoides
Lineage: Eukaryota; Viridiplantae; Streptophyta; Magnoliopsida; Poales; Poaceae
Exons: 2
Coding region: 1068-2345 (425 amino acids)
Source: RefSeq, a predicted model, not a curated record
GCGGAGAAGCUGCCCAUGACGGAGGAGUCAGAGGACAGUCCGCAUCGAAGGAGCACCUGCUUGCGGUCGUACUCCUCUGUCUCACAGCGGAGGAGCGACGACGGCGGUGAGAUACCUUGGUUAGUGUACCGUCUCGUUGCCCUUUUCCUUGCGCCAUCGGCGGCAACGCACCGCCUCCACUCGGGGUCGUCACCACCGCCGGUACCGCGGCCCGCUGACCACAUUCCGUGCCACAUCGAGAGGGGGAAAGGAAGAAUUGAAGUCGCCGACGACGAGAAAGCGAGAAGGGGAUCAGGAAAUGUGGCGGCGUGCAAAUAGGUUUCAACCUGUAUUCCACCCGCGCAAACGUGUACAUAUACUGUAUGGAGGGGGCGGCUUGUGGGCCAGUGUAAAAAAAUUACAAGCCAGGCGACUAUAUGGGCUCUGGUCUGGCCCAAAAAAAGGGACCAAACCGGUAUAGUCGCCAGAUUUUUACAAGACGCCCCUUUUUAAGAGGUCUAGAGAUGCUCUAACAAAUAUCUAGCCAAUAUGUUGGCGAAACUGGUACGGAACCGAGCAUCUCCACGCCCGAUGUUACAAGCGGCAAUGCCCCGUCACGUCACGAUAGGCGAUGUUGCGUUGCCGACACUACUGCUCCGAUGGUGUGCUGACGGGUGUUGGCGUGUGUUGCGGUUGACGUCGUCCUUAUGUUACCAUGCCGGUAUAUGGCCGUAAAUAACAACGCGUAUGAAUUUAAAUCUUUUUAGUCGGAUGGGGCAUGUUCCUCGCACCUCAAGGUGUAAGUGGCGGUUGUCCCUUAGAGCAUCCCUAGUGGAUGGUGUAAAUUUGGACGUGUAUAUCUCCAUAUACAUGUCCAUAUACACCUUGCUAAAUUAUACACCUCCCAGUUUUUCAGUGGAACGUGUAAAUUAGGACGUGUAUAUUCCAACGGCUAUAUUUUCAAACAGCUAUAUUUCCAACGCCAUAUUUCCGAUCUAUAUAAACCACCCCUACCACCUCUUCCAGCACAUUUCUACCUGUGACUUCUCUUCUCACCUAGAUUUUUCUAUCAUUUCUCACGCAACACAAUGAACACAUCCACUUGGGACAUGAGUUCUUCGUCAUCUUCAUCUGGCGACGAUGAACUCAUACUUGCAGCAUUCGCCGAGCGCGAGGAGGAAGAGAGCAAGAACGCUCGACGCCAUGGCGGUUCCAAGCAUGGACGUCAGUCAAUCGGUCGAGGAAGAGAUGCCGGAUUUCUUCUUCAGUGGGACGACUACUUCAAAGAAGUUCCUCGCUUUCCCAAACAUUUGUUUCGACGAAGAUUUAGGAUGUCGCGUACUUUGUUCAACCGCAUAGCUGAUGGUAUACUUGAGCAUGACUAUGAUGAUUAUUUUACGCAAAAAAGAAGUGCUUCUGGAGCUCUUGGGUUACAUCCUUUGCAAAAGAUGACCGCGGCGAUGCGGAUACUAACAUAUGGAAUAGCAGCUGAUUAUGUUGAUGAGUACAUCCGGUCCGCUGAGUCUACUAAUUUAGAGUCUUGCAAGAAAUUUGUGAUCAAAAUUUGUGAAGUUUUUGGGGAAAAGUACCUGAGAUCUUCAAAUGAAGAAGACAUUGCUAGGUUACUUGCAAUAGGGGAGGAAAGAGGAUUUCCCGGUAUGUUAGGGAGCAUAGAUUGCAUGCACUGGGGGUGGAAAAAUUGCCCCAAAAAAUGGCAUGGCAUGUUUAAAGGCCAUGUGAGCGAGCCCACUAGGAUCUUGGAAGCAGUUGCUUCACAAGAUCUUUGGAUUUGGCAUGCUUAUUUUGGUUUACCAGGGCCUCUGAAUGAUAUAAAUGUUCUUCAACGUUCUCCUGUUUUUACAAAGCUAGCCGAAGGACAAACUCCUCCAGUGAAUUAUAGCAUCAAUGGCCAUCAGUACACAAUGGGGUAUUACCUUGCAGAUGGUAUCUAUCCACGGUGGGCAACAUUUGCGAAGAGCAUACCAGCUCCAACUAGCAGAAAGCAUAAAACUUUUGCCAAGAAGCAAGAGGGGGCUAGGAAAGAUGUGGAACGAGCCUUUGGAGUUCUGCAAUCCCGUUUUGCCAUUGUUCGUGGACCUGCUAAAGGAUGGAAACGUAAAGAAAUCACUGAUGUCAUGAAAGCUUGUGUCAUAAUGCACAAUAUGAUAGUUGAAGAGGAGCGACAAACUGGUCGGCAAAGCUGCACUUUUGAGGCAACGGGAGAAAGAGUCACAGUCUCUCGUACUCAUGCGGAAGAACUGAGCUCUUUUAUUCAGAUGACUCAUCGGAUUAGAAAUUUCGAUGAACAUGAUCAGCUUAAACUUGAUCUAAUUGACCAUGUGUGGAAAAAGUUUGAAAACGAGUAAUCCAUGUCUUUGUAAUGCAGCUAUCAA